Molecule: messenger RNA, 1521 nt
Organism: Encephalitozoon cuniculi GB-M1
Lineage: Eukaryota; Fungi; Microsporidia; Unikaryonidae
Product: transitional endoplasmic reticulum ATPase
Exons: 1
Coding region: 1-1521 (506 amino acids)
Molecular function (GO): ATP binding; ATP hydrolysis activity
Source: RefSeq, marked provisional
AUGAACAGAAAAAAUCUAGUGAGAGAUGCCGGAUCUGCUCUUAGAGAUAAGUAUAUUACCUCGCAUCUGAACGAGAGUUUGAAGAUAGACCGCGAGUAUCCACCGCUCCACAGUGUAGGGGGGAUAAAGUACUUGCUACCGAAGAUAACGGAGCUUGUGUACAACCCACUGUUUGCCAAAGCAUCGUAUGACGAGAUUGGGAUCCAUCCUCCCAGCACUCUCCUGCUGCAUGGUGUUUCUGGGGUUGGGAAGACAUUUCUUGUGAACUGCAUUAGCCAGGAAUAUAAGCUUCCCAUUGUCAAAGCAUGCAUGGACUCCGACAAGGAGCUUCGGGAGUCGUUCAGGAAAUCUUCUCUGCUUGAAAGAUCGAUCAUACUUAUUGAGGACAUCGAUGCCCUGGGAGAGGACGACAGGAAAGUGAUCUCGCAGCUUUCAGAGUAUCUUGAGAAUCAUAAGGGAAAAUCGAUUGUGAUCUCCACUGCUCGGAAUCCUGCACUCAUACAUGAGAGUCUCAAUAAGUUUGACAACUCGUUGCUGGUGAAAAUACCCACCACGGACGAGAGGAGGGAUAUCCUGGCCCGGCUCGCCGAGAAAAUGAAGUGCCAGGGGGUUGACUGGACAGACCUUGCGAAGCUGAUGCCUGGAUUUGUUGCAAGAGACUUGAAGAGAACUCUGAAGAUCGCCUCCACAAAGGCUGUGAUGGACGGGUCCCCGGUUGUUAGGAUGGCUGACUUUGAGGCUGCACUGAGGGAGAUACGGUGGAAGGGAACGGAUAUCACAUUCGACAGCAUUGGAUCUCUCGAGGAUGUCAAGGAUGAGCUCAAUAUGAGCAUUGUUUUUCCGUCAAGGUUUCCAGAGAAAUUCCACAAGCUCGGAAUCACAAGGCCUUCUGGGAUCCUCCUCUAUGGACCUCCUGGAUGUGGAAAGACGCUGCUUGUCAGGGCCGUGUCGAACAUGAGUCACUGUAACUUCCUGAGCAUCAAGGGACCGGAGCUCAUAAGCAAAUAUGUCGGGGAUUCCGAGAAAGAGAUAAGAAAGCUGUUUGACAAGGCCAAGCAGCUGCAGCCAUGCGUCCUGUUUUUUGACGAGAUAGAUUCGCUGUGUGGAGAAAGGAGCGGAAAUGAGUUCACCGGCCGCAUAGUUAACCAGAUAUUGACACUCUUGGACGGGCUUGAGGACAGGGGGGAUGUGUAUGUAAUCGGAGCUACCAAUAGGAUUGAGAGCAUUGACAAGGCCAUACUGCGGCCUGGAAGAUUCGAUAAGAUCCUCAGGGUCCCGCUACCAUCCAGGAAAGGAUGCAUCGACAUAUUUAGGAAAUGUGCUGAAGGCGUCCCAAUAGAGCCUUUUGAUUUUGAAGAGCUGGAAUUAGAGGGAUUUAGCGGUGCAGAAAUAGCAGGUUUAAUCAGGGAUGCAGCAACAUUGUGCUUGAAGCAGAACUUCGAUGCAGAUUCGCUUGUCAUAACCAAGGAAAACAUCAUAGAGGCGCUGCAAACAGCAAGAGUCACCAAGGACUUCCGGUAG